AUGUCUGACGAUCGAAUGGCCCCUCCCCCCGGUGGACGACGAGUCUACUUGGGUCGUCUCCCUCCCAACACUGAAAAGAAGGAUGUCGAAGACUUCUUCGCCCCCAUCCAGUUCACUGACUGCCGUAUCAUGGGACACUUUGGUUUCGUCGAGUUUGGCAGCCCUGAGGAUGCCGAUGACGCUGUCGCUCACAAUGCCCGAAAGCCCAUGCUCGGAGCCGACAUCAUCGUCGAGAAGGCCAAGGAGAACUCUCGUCCUCGACGAGAGCCCGGCGGUUACGACUCGUACGGCGGUCCUCCUCCUCCUAGACGAGGACCUGCUCCCGGUCGAGGCGUUCGGCUUACCAUUCGAGGUUUGAGCCCGGACGUCAGCUGGCAGGACCUGAAGGACUUCGGUCGUGAGGGUGGUGCCGUCAUCUUUGCUGAUGUCAACCGUGCUGGAGAGGGUGUCCUCGAGUACGCCAGCUUGGGUGAGGCCGAGCAGGCUAUGGACCGUCUCUCCACUCAGACCAUUCGUGGUGCAAAGGUCGACAUCAUCAUUGACGACGCGCCUCCCCGAGGUGGACCUCCUCCCCGAGACUACGACCGUGGAUACGACCGUGGUGGUCGUGGUGAUGACCGAGGCGGAUACGGUGGCCGAGACAGCUACAGGGACCGUCGAUCCCCUCCUCCCCGUCGAGACUAUGGCGGAAGGUACGACGACCGAGAGCGUGACCGUGACUACCGUGACCGUUCUCCUCGUCGGGACAGGGACAGGUCGCCCCCUCCUCGAUCCAGGGACUACGACCGACGAAGCCCUCCUCCUCCUUCCAGGGAGAGGGACCUCCCCCCUCCCAGGCGUGGCGAUGAUCGCGAGUAA
Molecule: messenger RNA, 858 nt
Organism: Filobasidium floriforme
Lineage: Eukaryota; Fungi; Basidiomycota; Tremellomycetes; Filobasidiales; Filobasidiaceae
Exons: 9
Coding region: 1-858 (285 amino acids)
Cellular component (GO): ribonucleoprotein complex; nucleus; cytoplasm
Molecular function (GO): mRNA binding
Source: RefSeq, a predicted model, not a curated record